CAUGUCUGCUGUCAAAAAGGCCAUCAUCAUCGGGGCAGGCCCGGCCGGUCUCGCCGCAGCUCUCCAACUUCAUCGGGAGAACAACAUCGCCACCACAGUAUACGAGCUGCGUCCAGAACCGACUACCCUGGGCGGAGGGAUCGGCAUUUUCCCAAAUGGCAUGCGCUUACUUCAUCGGCUCGGCCUCCACGAGGCCCUUCUCGCCCGCGGAUCAUCUAUAACUAAUAUGCAAAUCCACUCAUUGCAGAGUGGUGAUCUCGCUGAGGUCGACAUCGCUUCCUGGGCUCAUCAGAAGACCGGAUUCGGAUACCUGCGCAUCCGCCGCACCGACCUGCAAGAUGUUCUUUUUUCUGCCCUUGCUGAGCAGCAAAUCCCGGUACAUUUCAACAAGCGUAUAGUCUCCGUCAACGAAUCGCCAACGGACGUCACAGUGACCUUCUUGGAUGGUACAACCGACACCGCCGAUAUUCUGAUCGGUUGCGAUGGGAUCCACUCAAGCGUUCGUCGUCUACAGGUUGACCCGUCAGUCGUGCCCGAGUACUCAGGUAUCGCUGGAACUAUGUCGAUGGUCCGCUCAGCGGGCCUCCCAGACGCAUUGAAAACACACGGCAAUGCCUUCAUGACAAGCAAUGGGCUGAUUGCAGUGAUGCCAUGCUCUCCAUCCGGAGAAGACCUAUUCUGGUUCUUCUCGCGAGAGACGGCCAUUCCACACUCCAAAUCUGGUGACGCACGAGACGGAUGGGAAGAGAGACGCCAGCAGGAGGUCACGGGGUAUAAGGAUAGCAUCCUGAAAAUUCUCGAGCCGGGUCGGGGUGAAUGGCGAGACGCUCUGAUCAAAAUACUGGAUCGGACGGAGUUCGUCAGCUUCUAUCCCAGCUUCCGGCUCCCGCUGGGCGGGAAGUGGUUUACCUCGCGAACGGUGCUGCUCGGGGAUGCGGCGCAUGCUAUGUCGCCUCAUGCGGGCCAGGGGGUCUCCAUGGCUCUGGAGGAUGUGUUUCUUCUCUCGCGGCUGCUGAGAGACCAAGAACGAAGCUUGGAGAGUGUCUUUGCCCGGUAUGAAGAGAUCAGAAGACCGCGGGUCACCGAGAUCUAUAAUUUGGCGGCAAGGAACGGGAAGAAGCGGAGAGAUGUGAGUCCCUGGAGACUGUGGAUGAACGAGUACAUAGCAUGGGCUGCGUAUGGAUUGUACAACAAAUUGGGGUUGGAAUGGUUGGGAAUUGGGCAGAAGCAUCUGGUUUACGAUAUUGACGAGGUGAAGAUAUGAAUGCUCGGUACACAGUAUGUUUGGGCAUUGUUUCUUGUUUCUUUUUUCUUUUUUGAUGUCAUGUAUACCAAUUUG
Messenger RNA from Aspergillus heteromorphus CBS 117.55, 1339 nucleotides. RefSeq names its product FAD-dependent oxidoreductase. The annotation marks the transcript as partial. Gene Ontology annotation, molecular function: FAD binding; monooxygenase activity. NCBI's taxonomy places the organism in Eukaryota, Fungi, Ascomycota, Eurotiomycetes, Eurotiales, Aspergillaceae. The record is from RefSeq and is a predicted model, not a curated record. The transcript has 2 exons.